AUGCUCAUUGCUUCGCUUCGGUUCUACCUGCUGAUUGUACUGCUUGGUCACAGUCUGGUGAAUCUUUGUGCGGCCAGUGGCAGUGCAGCCCCUGGGAACCUAUCAGAGGGACACCGGCGUAUUCGACUCGGUCGACCGUUGGUGAGGCAGGAACCGCAGCUGACAGGUAGAAAGGUUGGACUUCCUAUAUUGCGCUUUCGCUAA
Dicrocoelium dendriticum is the source of this 204-nucleotide messenger RNA. Lineage: Eukaryota; Metazoa; Platyhelminthes; Trematoda; Plagiorchiida; Dicrocoeliidae. The record is from the annotation of a GenBank genome assembly.